Messenger RNA from Nasonia vitripennis (jewel wasp), 1305 nucleotides. Its product is annotated as cell division cycle protein 123 homolog. Lineage: Eukaryota; Metazoa; Arthropoda; Insecta; Hymenoptera; Pteromalidae. Gene Ontology annotation, cellular component: cytoplasm. Bases 216 to 1196 code for a protein of 326 amino acids. The record is from RefSeq and is a predicted model, not a curated record. The transcript is spliced from 6 exons.
CGUGCGCUGUCGUCUGUUUCUACUUAAACAUGUUGUUUUCGUUUUGAAUGAUCAGUUGUCGAAUUUCGCUUGUCUCGAUCGUGUCAACAAAUAACUACUGACAUUGCGUGUAGAUUUGAUCGGUAGAAUAAGCUGCCUACUGGAAAGAAAUACAAAUACUCGACGCUACAUUUGAAAUGCCUUAUACUUGUCACUGCUGAUCACUUGGUACAACGAUGAAGACAGAAAAUUCACAAGUUCAGUGCUCGUUCUGCAAUUGGUACCCGUUGUUCAGCAAAAAUGCCUUGGAAGCUGUGACACUGCCACUGCCAGUGGAAGUCUGCAAGUACCUGGAACACGAUGCAUUUCUACUGCCAGUAGAGGCCACGAGCAGUGGUCUACCAAGCAAUUCCGAGUGGUCUGAUGGCUCUGCUGUAAAUCACGACGAGUCUGAUCAAGAGUCAGAGGAACAGCCAACAUUCCCAGAUUUUAGUCGACAGAUCCAAGAAGUAAUAGAUGAUUUUGGUGCAGUAUUCGUAAAAUCAAACUGGAGUACACCAUCGGAUGCAACGUGGGUAGCAGCAACAAAAACAUUAAAGUGCAACUCCCUAGAAGAUGUGUACUUACUCCUAAAGAGCUCGGACAGAAUAUCGCACGAUUUAAGCAGUAUAAAGAACAGUAACAAUAAAGACAGUCCUCUAACUCCAUGUUUGGUACUCAAAAGAUGGAGGGACAUAGAUCCUUGUACAGAAUUUCGCUGCUUUGUUGUAAAUAAGGAACUAGUUGGCAUCUGUCAGAGAGAUAUUUCACAGUACUACAGGCAUAUAGAGAAUGAAAAAUAUGACAUUCAAAGAGACAUAAAAAGUUUGUUUAUGGAGAAGAUAAAAGAUAAAUUUUCAGUUGAUAAUUAUUCAUUCGAUGUAAUCCGGUACAAAAAAGACAAAGUAAAAAUAGUAGAUUUUGGACUACUGAACGAGAGCGUCACAAAAGGUACCCUUUUCACUCUUGAGGAACUUCAGAGUGAAGUACCAGAAGCUCCAGAGUUCAGAUUUAUAGCUGAAGAUAUGGGAAUCCAGCCAAAAACUACCAGGCACUUUUGUAUACCGCAAGAAGUAAAUGAAUUCUUCCAAGCCACUGGAGGAAUGUCAGUAAUAGACGCCAUUCGAAAAGAAGUGGAAGAACAGGGAAGGUUAAGCAAUGACGACCAGAAUGACUAAUAAAUCUACGAAGAAAUCCAUGUUUUAAAUACAGAACUUUCAUUUUUAUUCUGCCAAUACCCUCUUGUUUUUCUAUUAUUACAUUACAUAAAACGAUUAAACACUAUAA